This is a messenger RNA of Trametes versicolor FP-101664 SS1, 1846 nucleotides long. RefSeq names its product MFS general substrate transporter. The record is from RefSeq and is a predicted model, not a curated record. The transcript has 5 exons. Gene Ontology annotation, molecular function: transmembrane transporter activity. The coding region runs from base 154 to 1593 and encodes 479 amino acids. Gene Ontology annotation, biological process: transmembrane transport. Lineage: Eukaryota; Fungi; Basidiomycota; Agaricomycetes; Polyporales; Polyporaceae.
CUUGCGACAGAAGCGAGUUCGAGGUCGUCCACCAUCGUAGAUCCAGAAGACAGGCGCCGGGAGGAGCAUGACGAGGAUGUCAACUCCGAAUUUGAGCACGAAGCGUACGGGCCAGCUGCGGGCGAGAAGCCCGAGGAUCCCUUUGAAGUCACCAUGGGUCCAGACGACCCGGAUAACCCUAAAUCGUGGUCGCGACCGUACAGGUGGUACAUUACGAUGCUUUCUGCAGCGCUCGUCCUGAACGCAACUUUCGCCUCGUCCGCACCAGAGGGAAUCAUCCCCGACCUUAUGCAGCAGUUCUCUUUUGGGCAAGAAGUCGCUGUACUCACCAUUGCGCUCUUUGUCGCCGGCUAUUGCGUUGGUCCCCUCAUAUGGGGUCCGCUCUCGGAACAAAUCGGUCGCAAGCCCGUCUUCCUGAUCAGCUUUUUCGUAUACACCGGCUUCCAAGUCGGCUGCGCACUGUCGCAAAAUACGGCCUCCAUUCUCAUCUUUCGCUUCCUCGGCGGCACGUUCGCAGCAGCGCCAUUGGCGAAUAGCGGAGCCGUAAUGUCGGAUGUUUGGGACGCAGACACGCGUGGGAAGGCUCUUGCGCUGUUCACUCUUGCGCCAUUCGCCGGCCCGACACUCGGGCCCACUGUUAGUGGCUUCAUGGCCGUUGCUGGAGUUUCGUGGCGUUGGGUAUUCUGGCUGCUCACUUUCUUUGCUGGGGCAUGCCUGAUCGUGACAUUCUUCACAUUGCCCGAGACCUUCGUUCCUGUCAUUUUGGUCAAACGUGCACAGAAGCUGCGGAAAGAGACUGGAGAUGACAGGUAUUGGGCUCCUCUCGAGCGCAGCACAAUGUCUACCGGUCAGCGUAUCCAACACAUCCUCGGCCGUCCCUUCGUCGUGCUCGCGCGCGAGCCCAUGCUCAUUGCAAUCACCCUCUACAUGAGCUUCAUCUAUGGCUGCAUCUACCUUCUCUUCGAAGCCUAUCCCAUCGUCUUCACAGAGGGUCACCACUUCAACCAGGGCAUCACCGGACUCACCUUCCUGCCGAUCUUCCUCGGCGGUGCGCUGGGUGUCGCGGUCUACCUGGUCUUCUUCAACCCGCGCUAUGAACGCGCAAUGGCUGCCUUCGCGCCACACCCCGUCCCGCCAGAAUACCGCCUCGAGCUCUGCCUCUGGGCCGCGCCGAUGUUCGCGCUCUCCUUCUUCUGGUUCGGGUGGACGUCGUACCCGUCCGUGUCCUACUGGGCGCCGCUGCUCGCAGGCGUGCCCCUCGGCACGUCCAUCAUCUUCCUCUUCCUGGGCCUCUUCAACUACGUCAUCGACGCGUACCUGUUCGUCGCGGCCUCCGCGCUCUCGAGCAUGACGGUCGUGCGCUCGCUCUUCGGCGCGGGCUUCCCGCUGUUCGCGACGCAGAUGUUCGACACGCUGAACCCGCGCUGGGCGAGCACGCUGCUCGGGUGCAUCGCGGUCGUGCUCGGGCCGAUCCCGUUCGUGCUCCGCGCGUACGGGCACCAUCUCCGCAAGAACAGCACGUACGCGCCCACGGGCGACCAGCCGACGCGCCCGCCCGCCCGCGACGCGGAGAAGGGGGCGCAGGCCGUAUAAGCACGCAUGCACCCAGGCUGCCGCGCGUAUUGACCGGCAGCAGCAGGCUCCCGUACGCGCUGGCCGCGCGGACGCGACGUCCGCGGCGGCCCACGGAGGACCCACGGGCACGCUAUAUUUUCAGUGCAUCCGCCUCCGACGCGCGGUGCGCACACACCGCACCGCGCUGCAUCUCCGAGAUCUCCGCCGUCCACCAUGCUCUUCUCAUCGCGUAACCACACAUCCACAUUCCGCAUUCUCGCAUACGCCUCCC